UCGACCAUGCCCAACCGUGAGCAAAUUCGCCUGAUGGCCUCCCUUCUCCUCCCACCAAUCGUCGGCGCCCUUCUCCUCGUCCCCGUGAUCCUCUCCACCACCGUCGUUGAUGACCUCCGCAACCUGUGGCCGCCCCCCGAGUUCAACUCCACCAUUGCCGGCAACUGCCUCCACAACCCUUCCCUCCGGUACUGCGGCGACUCCCGCCGUCUGGACGGCCUCAACGAGAUCUUUAAGUUCACCGUCGUCGCGAGCCACCUCUGCAAUGAGUCCCGCAAUCCCAACUGCAUCGAGUCCUUCGACAAGAUCGACCUCCGGGGCCGCCCCAAGAUCGCACCGCUCUACCUGUCCUUCGACUUCUUCUGGAAGUACUGCCCCCUAACGAUCCGGUCCAUCGACUUCUCGAACAACUCACUGAGGGGCGAGUUCCCGACCAGCGUUCUGGCCUGCGCACAGAUAGAGGCCCUCGAUUUCAGCCGCAACGAGCUCUCAGGCGAUUUCCCUGUCGAGAGGCUGGUUUCCCUGGUCAACCUGACCGUCCUCAACCUCUCAUACAAUCACUUCUCGGAGUGUAAAUUGUCCGAGAGCCUGGUCUUCAGGCGGUUCAAUUCAAGUAAUUUUGUUCACUCAGGCCUCAUUCCAAACAAACAGAGUUUCGCCUUCAAGGCGAUGUUUCUGAUGAUUGGCUUGCCGGUUAUGGUGAUUUUAAUUGUGGGUUUCAUCGCUAUGCUGUGUUUUAGAAGGCGUGAUCUAUCAUCGGAAUCUCGACAACCGAGACAUCACUUCACUACAUCGAUGCUUAAGGCGGCGACGAGCGGAUUCUCACGUGAAAACUUAGAGGGGAAGAGUGAUGGAGUAGACAUUUACAGAGGAAUUCUGACAGAUGGUACUCAAGUGAGGAUCGAGAUAUACUGGCGUGAGAUUUCCAAUGAAAGCAUGAAAAAAUUCGUCGAAGAGUGCGAGGUUCUUGUCCAAUUGCACCACAAGAACCUGGUGCGAGUAUUUGGUUGGUGCGACGAUUGGGAAUUGAGAGCGGUCGUGACAAAAUGGACGGACGGAGAGAGCCUAGAGAUGUGGUUAACAGAGAGAGCUCCUCCAUUGAAGCACAGGUUGAAGGUAUUGGUUGGAGUCAUGGAAGGCAUGUGUUAUUUGCAUGAAUUGUGGCCUCAAGUGGGGUAUGAUCUCAGGACUAGCAGUAUUAUCUUGUCCGAAAAUCUCGAGCCGCUGAUAUUGCGAUUCGAAUUUGAUGGUCAAAACAGCAGCUCGAAGAACAAACGCAAGUUUGGAGUGCUUUUGUUGGAGAUGAUCACAGACAGAGGGAAAAUGGGAGACCUUGAGGCGGGUGAGGCCGGUUUCAUUGAGUACAUCCGAACGAAUUUCCCUGCAAAUUGCCAGAAUUUGUUGGACGAGAGAAUUACGAUUGCAAGUGCUACAAUCGAACAAGCUCGGCAGGUCAUUGAGAUUGGGCUAGCGUGCAUCGAUCACUCGGCUAACAAACAGCUGAAGAUGGAUUGGAUGCGGCAUAUCCUCCUGAGAAUCUACAGAGCAUGCCAUGUUCAUGGAUCUCCUAACCAGGGACGAUUCAGCGGAGAUCAGGACAAGAGACGUGAACAUGGUCUGUGAAGACGAACUUGCUAGGAGAACCAGGUUUCACUAGCCAUAGAGAAGUUCGAUUGUACUGGUUAUUCUGUUUGAUGUAUAUCAUCAUGACGUAGACGAAGUACUUACAUUCUAGUUUGGAGUAAACUCGUUAAAUUACUUACUUGCUUU
Molecule: messenger RNA, 1770 nt
Organism: Syzygium oleosum
Lineage: Eukaryota; Viridiplantae; Streptophyta; Magnoliopsida; Myrtales; Myrtaceae
Product: probable LRR receptor-like serine/threonine-protein kinase At3g47570
Exons: 2
Coding region: 7-1623 (538 amino acids)
Biological process (GO): protein phosphorylation
Molecular function (GO): ATP binding; protein kinase activity
Source: RefSeq, a predicted model, not a curated record